This is a messenger RNA of Prorocentrum cordatum, 2193 nucleotides long. The record is from the annotation of a GenBank genome assembly. NCBI's taxonomy places the organism in Eukaryota, Dinophyceae, Prorocentrales, Prorocentraceae.
AUGGCAGCGCCUGCCAGCGCUGAGCCCGCUGCGUCGGCGGCGGCUGCGCUCGCCAGCAUCGAAGAGGCCGAGGAGGCCCUCUACGGGCCGCGCGAGUCGAUUCAUGAAGCUGUGUGGAAGGCGUACUCGAUGCCGAGCGCUGAUAGCCACGCCCCCUACUUCGACAAGGAUGGCAACCCCAUGAUCGAGCCUCACCCCGCCAACCGGGUCGAUGCCGCUCCUGGAUCGGCGCCAUUCAAGAUGCUGAGCUGGGGCCACCUCACAGCGGCAGUGUAUCGCGCUAGUAAGCGCAACAAGCCAGGCACCAACAAAUUUGUGGACCACACGAUCAAGCGCGGGGUAACGGGCCUCACCAUCUUCAAACAGAAGACUCCGAUCGACGUGUCGACGUGGAUCGUCGAUCUGUCGAACGAUUUCCACAACCAAGGCUCUGGCAUGACCUGCGUCCAGAUGAUGGACAAGUGCGCCGCCGCGGAGGACGGCUGGGAGGCUCACAGGAAGCAGUGCAAGAUCAAAGCCCGCCAGCCCAAGAAGGGGAAGGGUAAGGGCGAGGAGGAGUGCGGUCAGCGUGAUCUGCCCAUUCAGAAAUCAGGUGAGAAGCCAGUUUCGAACACGGCCCAGUAUUACAAGGAAUACAAGAACUGGAUCACCGAGAACUACCCGAGGCUGCUCGGGCCGGACGGGGGCUCCUGGAGCUCGUUCGCGCAUCUGAAGGCCCUCGUCAACUCGAUGCGCAAGAAGCCGUGCGACGUCUUCGAGCAGGUGAAGAAGGACCUCAACCUGAACUGCGAGUUCCUCGACGCCAGGUUCAACCAAUGGAAUGCGAUCGCCGCCAUGCAUGCCUACGUGACGUCGGUCGAGUCGGCGUGCGCUGGCAUCGGAGUCGAGCCUGAGAUCAGGGCCGCGCUGAUUACAGAAGGGAUCAAGUUCUGCACUCCUUACAAGCCCACGUCGUCAGGCCCAAUGGACCCCAGCUGUAGGUUCGUGCCCUUCGUGUUCCCCAAGGGAGUCGACAACGACAGGAUGGAGGUCAUCAAGACAGCGAUGGAGGGCAGCGCGGUUUACAAGCCUGUGAAGAAACCGAAGAAAGCCGCCCAGGCCAAGCCAGCGGCGAAUCCGAAGAGAGCGGCAGGCGGCAAGCGCGGCAGGGAGUGCGAUAUGGCGGUGGAGGCCAUGCAGUUGCAGCUUGUGCGCGACGCUCACUUCCAGGACCUGGAUGACGAUGAGGCGGUUCCAGAGCCUCGCCAGAAACUCUGGAUCGACGACCUGGUUGCGGCGAUAGAGCACUCCUUCAGCCAGUUCAGACGGGCCUCCAAGACGAACAAGCGCAAGACCGCCGAGUUUGUCGUCUCCCACGCCCUGGAGUUUGCCUGGAUGGAAUCAGUUACGCUCAAUGGCAAGGAACACACGAAGUGGUCCGAGCUUCGCUUGGAGCUCAAGCGGGUCAUGUAUCUGGCCCUGAAGCGGGAGGAAGAUUCGCUGGCGGAUGCUGUGAUGGGCGGUGCGGGCGUGCAGGGGGCCUACGACUCAGCCACGGCCUUGCUAAGCAUCGCUGAGAGCCUCCCUCAACAGGCGGUGCCAGGCGAUGCUGCGAUCGACGCCUUGACAGCCGAUGUGACGAAGUACCUGAAUGACUACGAGGGCAUUGCAUUGAGGGAUUACCUGUCAGCCAACAAGCCUUCGAGGCCAGUGAAGAUGCACAGGAUUACUGCUGACAUGAUGGAGUCUGCUUGGGGCUACAUUGAGGCUGCGAAAAUUGAGUACGGCAAGAAGCUCCUUCGUGACCAAGGUGUAGAUAUGAAUGCCGCGAAACCUUCGGACUCCGUUGACUUGGCUGACAUCCUGAAAAGUGUCUACGAUGCAGUGGACGCCAAUUUCCCAGCCGAGUGGACUAAGAACGUGCUCAAGCUCUGCACGAUUUCAACGCAGACGCAGUCUCUGCCGGACGAGGCCAAGCACACCUUCGGCUGCUUCGACGACUUGAGCAAGUGGAUGCGCCUCCGGACCCACUACGCGGCCCACCUCCUCGAGAAUCUCGUUCCCGACGCGGUCAACGUGGAGGGCAUGCCGUCCGCCGCGUUCUGCGAGGCGGUCGAGGCCAUUGUCGCCAAUGCGGACAAGAUGGCGACCGUCGACCCCCUGCUGGACCAGUCGCACAUUUGGGCGCGCGCUUGGGCCAUCGCGAUCAGGAAG